AUGUGCACAUGCUUGGAGGAUCGGGGCGUGACAAUAAGCCAAGGAGAGAAGCAAUUCCAAACAGAAGUAAGCACAAUCGGCACCAUCCAGCACUUGUCAAGCUUCGGGGGUUCUGCUUUGAAGGCGACAAAAAGCUAUUGGUCUCUGCCAAAUGGUUCCUUAGACUAUCAUCUCUUUCGUAGAAAGGACUCGAAGACCUUGGAUUGGAAAACUAGAUACCAAAUUGCUUUGGGAAUGGCUCAGGGUCUGGCUUAUCUCCAUGAGAAGUGUAGAGAUUGCAUCAUACAUUGCGACAUCAAGCCAGAGAACAUCCUUCUAGAUGCUGAAUUCUGUCCAAAAAGUGGCAGAAUUUGGCCUUGUAAGCUUGUUGGCCGAGAUUUCAGUAGGGUGUUGACAACCAUGAGAGGGACAAGAGGGUAUCUUGCGCCAGAGUGGAUCUCCGGAGUGGCCAUAACAGCAAAAGCUGAUGUUUAUAGCUAUGGAAUGAUACUCUUUGAGUUUGUUUUAGGAAGGAGGAACUCAGAGCUUUCGGAAGAUGGGGCCAUUAAGUUCUUCCCAACAUGGGUUGCUAGUAAGAUAGCCGAAGGAACAAAAGUGACCUGCUCGAUCUUUUGGACCGAGACUUGGAGACAAGCGCUGAUACUGAAAGAAAAAUAA
This is a messenger RNA of Eucalyptus grandis, 657 nucleotides long. Its product is annotated as G-type lectin S-receptor-like serine/threonine-protein kinase At2g19130. The transcript has a single exon. Bases 1 to 657 code for a protein of 218 amino acids. The record is from RefSeq and is a predicted model, not a curated record. NCBI's taxonomy places the organism in Eukaryota, Viridiplantae, Streptophyta, Magnoliopsida, Myrtales, Myrtaceae. Gene Ontology annotation, molecular function: protein kinase activity; ATP binding. Gene Ontology annotation, biological process: protein phosphorylation.